AUGCCCCUCAAUCUCUACUAUGCAGGUCUUUACGAGCAGUGCCUUUCGUCUAUCGCAGUAGAGAAGAAGCGUGGGACCACGCACCAGCUGCUCCACACAGAGGGUCUGGCUCUGCGUGCACUCAACAGAAUAUCCGAGGCGAUAAGCUCCUUUCUUGCAUCCCAGAAGCUAGACCCCUUCGACCAGUCUACCACUCUAGAGUUGGCUAAGUGCUUCUAUCUCCAAGGAAACUACCCCUCUGUUAUCGCACAGUGUGAUAGCAUAAUUUCAACAGAAGGUCGGGCGCCCUGGCUUGCACAUCAACUGCGAGGAUUGGCAUCCUUCCGCAUGGGUGACAGACAUGCAGCAGAAAAACAUCUUUUUCUGGCAUAUGACCUUCAUCCAACACUGCAAGCGAAGCAACUUAUAGGAGAGCUACAGGCAGCAGCCGGCAAAUCGCAAGAGGCUAUAGCUACAAUGAACGAUAUUAUAGCAUUAUCACCAGAGUCCAUCAACGUGCUCAUUGAGCUGGGACUCUUGUACGUUAAGUUGAACUCUCUAGAUGAUGCAUUCGAAUGCUUCUCUAGAGCAGUGAUAGCUGUACAAAAGCAGCUGGCAUGUAGAAGCAGCAUGACUCUCUCUACUCCGCAAGACUCGUUUAUUUUCAGUCCGGCAUUUUUCUCUCUUGGGUACACAAUUCAAGCUAAGGACCCACGGACUGCUUUGUUGAAAUACAGAGUGGCAGCAAGCCUUAAAGGGGACAGCAAGGAUCCGCACAUAUGGGCUAAUCUUACCUAUGUGUUUGUCUCGUUAAGCAACUUAGAGGCCGCUCUCGUCUGUGCUACUCGUGCGUUUCAGUUGAACUCCACGUCUGAACCUUGUAGGCGUGCCCUGGGCCACGUGUACAUCUGCCUAGGUGACUACUGUAGGGCGUUCCAGAUCCUUUCCCCAGCCAUGGGAGACACCCGGGCAUAUGAGUCCCAAUGGCUACUUGGUAUUGCAGCCGCGAAGCUGGGUGAACUUCGAAUAGCUAUGGUGUGCCUUUCAAAAGCUGCUGACGGAGGGCUUUAUGCUGCAUGCUUGACGGGACUCUUGAUUUUUCUACAGGCCAACGACCUGACUACCGCGGCACAAUUCUCCGUCAAACUCAAGGAACUGGAUCCCGAUAAUGAUGAGAAUCUACGGCAAGGGAAGGCUGCUAUUAAACGCUUACGCAAGCUUGUUCAAGAAGAGAAUUCGACCGUGGAGGGACAGGCUGUUUCCGAAAAGAACGAGCAACUAACCACUACCGAUGGCUAG
Messenger RNA from Giardia duodenalis, 1278 nucleotides. RefSeq names its product TPR_1 Tetratricopeptide repeat protein. Gene Ontology annotation, biological process: cilium assembly; protein localization to cilium. The transcript has a single exon. The coding region runs from base 1 to 1278 and encodes 425 amino acids. The record is from RefSeq and is a predicted model, not a curated record. Gene Ontology annotation, cellular component: ciliary basal body. Gene Ontology annotation, molecular function: protein binding. NCBI's taxonomy places the organism in Eukaryota, Fornicata, Diplomonadida, Hexamitidae.